AUGGGCAAAACCGUGGCCCUUGGGCUGAAGAUUUUGAUAGAUAAAGUCCAUGAGGGAACUCUUCCCGCUUCCAGGUUUGCCACUGAUCCAAAAGACUUCCUUACCGGUCCGAAACCAUUCAACGAACACAUUGGGUUUGGAACUCCAAUGACGAGCUCUGCUCUUGCCUGCAGGAUCGAAUAUCCAGCCUUAGGUCUUGCCGAAGUCGACGACACGCCCCUCAAUCAUGUUGCGUCUUUCUUUCAUCUCCGGAAAGGCCAAAGCGUCAAGCAGACGGCUUCUGGGCGUAUCCUGAGCUUGAUCCUGCAAAUACUUUGUCUGCACAUGUUGCUGCUGAGCCGCUUCCUCGAGUAUGGAAUCCUGGCCGUCGAAGCGGUAACUGUCUGGUCUGAAUUGCGGUAG
Molecule: messenger RNA, 402 nt
Organism: Fonsecaea erecta
Lineage: Eukaryota; Fungi; Ascomycota; Eurotiomycetes; Chaetothyriales; Herpotrichiellaceae
Exons: 1
Coding region: 1-402 (133 amino acids)
Source: RefSeq, a predicted model, not a curated record